This is a messenger RNA of Magallana angulata, 1900 nucleotides long. RefSeq lists its product as uncharacterized. The record is from RefSeq and is a predicted model, not a curated record. The transcript is spliced from 13 exons. NCBI's taxonomy places the organism in Eukaryota, Metazoa, Mollusca, Bivalvia, Ostreida, Ostreidae. The coding region runs from base 58 to 1365 and encodes 435 amino acids.
ACCACUGAUAAGAUUGUGUAUGGUUCUGAUAGUUCAGAACUAAAUAUAGAACUAGUCAUGUUGUGGGCCAGAUUCUUCUUUCUUUUGAGUAUUGUCCAGGUUUUAGGGGCGGAGUUCAUCGACUGUCCGUCACUGGUUAGAGAGGUGCCAAACCUAUGUGAAGACCUUCGCUACUCCAGACACUGUCACGAGAGCUGUCGAAACCAUAGAUUAACGUGUCACAACUGUCACGACAUACACCAUCCUGGAAGCUGCACCAAAACAACCACAUGCCAGGCUCAAGAGACCUGCGUGAUCACGACAGCUUUGGACCACACAUUUAGACUUACCUACAGACAGGGCUGUUUCCCUAAACAGAACUGUAGUCUGUUUAUCCAUGACAACAUUAGCACUCGGCGGAACACGUUACUUCCGGGGGACUGUUGUUACACCUCUCUCUGUAACCACUACAAACCGGAAGCAGUCGACAAAACUCCCUUGACGUGCUAUAGCUGUGCUGAGACACGCCACCCUAGAGAUUGUAACGUCACCACGCAGUGCCACGCCCAUCAGCUCUGUGUCGUCACCCAAUCCUUCAAUGCAGACUUUCAGCUUGUCUACCGAAUGGGCUGUAUGGAUCGUCACCAAUGUGAUGCGUUCCGUCAUGACGGCCUAGGAAAUCGGCGGGCGUUUGCUGCAAAAGGAGACUGCUGUGAACAUGACAGGUGUAACUCCCUGACACCUGAUGAAAUGACGGCACCAGCGCCUAGUACCCAAGAUUGCAAAGAUAUUGAUUCAAACGUUUGUCAAAGUUUGCGACACUCAGGUCACAUGGAUCGCUGUCAGGACCAGGAAUUCGCAAACGUGUUUUGUCCAAAGACCUGCCAGAAGUGUUUUUUCUGUUACAACUGUUUCGUUCACUCCAAAAUACAACAACAAAUAGACCUGUGUUACUACAAUUUGACAGUGUGUCAAUCCAACCACCAGUCCUGUGUUGUUGACAUCACAGAAGAAAACUUAAUGAUUACCUGUGUCAACGACUCGUUUUGUGCCGAUGCUGACAAUGUUUCAAAGACUUGCUGUAAGCAAGACUUUUGUAACAGACUGGAAACUCUGACCACAACAACAACAAUGAAAACCACGCCCACGCCCACGCCCUCAACCACGCCCACAACCACGCCCUCAACCACGCCCACAACCACGCCCACAACCGCGGCAAGACCGAGUACCACGAAAGGAACCACGUUUGGUUUUAUGACAAUUCCUCAUAACCAGCCCACGACGACCGCUUUUCACUGGGCCACUUUGGGCACGCCCCCUCCUCAUUCUACCCAGUGGGUCACGCUACCGUGGUCAGGUCACGGACAACCACCUCCAAAGAAAUAAACAUUAUAGAUCUAGAACUAUGGAACAUAAGAUAGAUACCGAACGAUAUUGUAGAAGCUGUAUUUACACAAGUGACAUUUUAAAAAAAUAUUUUAUUCAAAACAAUUUUUAGAAUUUUGGAAUGGAAAUAGAUGUCCAUAGACUGUUCAUGUCAGUUUAAUUCCAGCAAUGCAUGAAAUUUCAGUGACCAAUGACAGAUAUCUCUUUCAUGUUAUAUAUAUUUUAAACAUGCAUUUCAGAAAUGAUGUUUGCUUGAAUUAAGAGUUAUCUUCCACUUAUCAAGGAAUACAUGCAUAUGUUAUGAAACAUUUUACUUAAGUUGAUAAGAUUAUUUUGUAUGUAAUAUUAAGAACUAUAUGUUUUGUAUAACAUUCUUAUAACAUGGAAAAAUAAAAAAAACCCAAACAAAAGCAGUAAAUGGAUUCAACGUAAAAAAUACCACAUAAGUUUUGUUUAUUAAAUUUCAUUUUUAUAUUUUCAUUUAAUAUCUUUGUUUUGAUAUGUUUUACUAAAAUAAAAAGAGAUGUACAAUCAA